This is a messenger RNA of Phalaenopsis equestris, 597 nucleotides long. Its product is annotated as zinc finger protein ZAT5-like. The transcript has a single exon. The coding region runs from base 1 to 597 and encodes 198 amino acids. The record is from RefSeq and is a predicted model, not a curated record. Lineage: Eukaryota; Viridiplantae; Streptophyta; Magnoliopsida; Asparagales; Orchidaceae.
AUGGAAGAAUCCACCAAAGUGAAAGGGAAGAGAACCAAGCGGAAAAGGAAUCACCUUUUGCCCCCUGUAGUGUCGUCUAUAUUGUCCUCAACACCCUCCGUGGAGAUCUCUGAGAGCAUAACUGAGGAAGAAGAAGACACGGCUAAUUGUCUCUUACUCUUUGUUGGAGGUCGCUACAAUCCAAAGCCCAACGAAAUGGACGAAGCAAACAUGGCCGUGAACAUUACGAGCCAACAAUGCAAGGCUGGAAAUAAUGUCCACCAAUGUCGGGAUUGCAAUAAGUGUUUUUCCUCACACCAGGCGCUUGGUGGGCAUCGUGUCAGCCAUAAUAAAAAAUCGAGGCUUUCGAUUCCCCUCGUGUCGGAGGCGAUGAAUGUAAAUUCAAUUCAAUUGAGCAUUAACUCGUUUUCUUCGCCAGCCACGAUUGAGGUUAAAAUCCACAAAUGCUGGGUCUGUGAGAUGGAGUUCAGUUCCGGUCAGGCUCUCGGCGGACAUAUGCGAAAGCACCGCCCACCGACUUCAACUGAGCCAGCGAAGAAGGAUAAUUUUAAGAGAUUUUUUCUGGAUCUUAAUCUUCCACCUCCUUGCGAUGAUUAA